CCCUGCAGCUACAAGCCAUCUAUUGUGGGACCAGGCUUCCCUGUGCAUGUCCAGCAUGCAGCACCACGCACGCCAGCACUGGCUGUGGUGCUGAGGGCUAUUUUACAGUGCAAGGGAUAAUUACCAGUAAGAAUCAGGGAACUAGAAAUCAAAGACAUACAGUAGGAGGCAUUUAGGGAUGAAAAAGAAAAAGCCAGACUGGGCUUUCACACACACACAGACAUGCUUUUUUCUAGGACCAUACUCAAUUUCAUGAGCUCCCUCUCCCUGUUCCCACAGGAAUCAUUAUGACCAGUGCUGUUAUAAGCAAUAUCAAUUGCAGAGCACAUCCCUAAUUCUUUGCAAGAGGUUGGCAAAGUGAAACCCUGGUAGCGCUGAAGGAAAUGGCAAAAUCCCCACUGAUUCCCACAAGGUCAGGGUCUCACUCCCUCUCUGAAUUUUACUGCGCGUCUCCCAGCCUGCCCCCAGCACUACUUAGGAAUCAUUUUAUAUGAAAUUUUGGGCCACGUGGCAGCCACAUACGCUGGAAGUGUACAAUAUGCCACAGAAAGGCCCAGAGUCUUGUGUUCACAUAGCAAGGGAGGAAAAUGUGGAUUUUUCUCCAAGCUCCUUAGCAUGCUUGAAGUCCCUAUGCUCCUCAGCUUAAAGAUGUGUCCUAACACUCCGACGCUGGAAUUUUCCAGCAUUAUCUCUCUGUUCAUGUAUCAAUACGUGUCCAGACAAUUUCUUCGCAGCCACACGGCCAUUACGUUAAGAAGCAAGAAGCUGAUAAUGCCAGCAAGCCAGGAGGCCAGUGCGCUGACCCUUGCCGAAAUAGGCAUUGCUUCACGGGGAGAUAAGAGCCUCCCACCUCCAUGGGUGGGCCUCUGGAGUGACCAAUGAGCGUGGACAGGCGCCAAGGUCCGGUAUCCCCUUCCCCUUUAUAAUCAGGGCUUCCAGGGCCAUGAGUCCAAACCUGCUCUGAGUGUUCAUUGCAAGGAGCCUGAGCCUGCACCCUCCUGCACCAUGACGCUGACUCAAGCUGAUAAGGCCGCCGUGGUCACCAUCUGGACAAAGGUGUCUACCCAAGCCGAUGCCAUCGGGGCAGAAUCGCUGGAGAGGCUUUUCUCCAGCUACCCCCAGACGAAAACCUACUUCCCCCACUUUGACCUCAGCCAAGGCUCAGCUCAGCUUCGUGGCCAUGGCUCCAAGGUCAUGAAUGCCAUCGGGGAAGCCGUGAAGCACAUUGAUGACAUUAGAGGUGCUUUGGCCAAACUCAGCGAGCUGCAUGCUUACAUCCUCAGGGUGGACCCCGUCAACUUCAAGCUGCUUUCCCACUGUAUCCUGUGCUCCGUGGCUGCCCGCUAUCCCAGUGACUUCACCCCAGAGGUUCAUGCUGCGUGGGACAAGUUCCUGUCCAGUGUUUCCUCUGUUCUGACUGAGAAGUACAGAUAAAUGGCCUCCACGAAGGGUGAGGGACACGCAUCUGUGGUGCGCCCCGGCUGCCAGGCUUUGGGGUGUGCACCCCUUCCUAUGCAGUCCUCUCAAAUCCCCUCUGCAGGGGCUCGCUCCUCUGCAAAACCCAAUAAAUAAUUCAAAUGUGAACUCUGGUCUCUGUGCUUUCAUCUCCAUGCGUUCCAUCUACACCUUGCUGUUCUGGCAGGGGUGUUCCAAAAUGGCUACACAAUGGGGAGGGGAAAAUACUAAGCUGUGUAAAUUAAUUCAUGUUGUAAUUAAUUAAUGUACCGAUUCAUGUGCUGAGCUGUGUAAAUUCAGUGGGAAUAACAUGACAUGAUAUUCAGUGGGAAUAACAUAACACAAUAUUUGGUGCAAUAACAGAACACUGAGCAGAAGCCCAGAACAGGCUAGAGCCCUGUGACUGCUACUGCUCACCAAGGGUAGACCCACCAAAGAUUGUUUCCAGGCUGACCAGGAAAGACUCUUUUACCCCACUGGGAUAUUGAAUGGACCCAGAUUUUUCAUUUGGCCCAUCCAAAACCCACCACAGCCUGUUGUGAA
Molecule: messenger RNA, 1998 nt
Organism: Egretta garzetta (little egret)
Lineage: Eukaryota; Metazoa; Chordata; Aves; Pelecaniformes; Ardeidae
Product: hemoglobin subunit pi
Exons: 3
Coding region: 1006-1434 (142 amino acids)
Biological process (GO): hydrogen peroxide catabolic process; oxygen transport
Cellular component (GO): blood microparticle; haptoglobin-hemoglobin complex; hemoglobin complex
Molecular function (GO): heme binding; peroxidase activity; oxygen carrier activity
Source: RefSeq, a predicted model, not a curated record